AUGGCUGAUGAAUAUUUUAAGUUAAGAAUUCCAAUAUUCGAUGGUAGUUGCAAAGAUUAUGAUGGUUGGAAAUACCGGUUGGAGCUACUUCUUAAACUAAAAGAAUGCUAUGAAGCAGUGGACCCCGACAUAAAUGGAAUUCCAGAUGAUAUCGAAGAACAAGAUUGCGCCAGGAUGGAAAUUAAAGCACGAAACUACCUGGUAAAUGUCGUGUCAAAUUCAGUUCUCGAUCUCAUCAGACAUGAGAACAACGCCAAAGACAUGCUAACCAAAUUGGAUAACACUUUCGCUAUCACCAAUACAUCAAUGAAGUUAAUGAUCAAGAGAAAGCUGCUGGAGACAAGAUUUGACCCCGAGGAUCCCACCAUCUUCCUUAAAAAUUUGGAGAAACACAUCAUCGAUCUCAAAAACUCAGGGGAAAAUGUGUGUGAUGAAGAUCAUCUUAAUUAUUUAUUGUUAACCCUUCCAGAGUCUAUGUCUCAUUUGCAUGACAUUGUCGAUGCCUUGCCAGUUGCUCAGCGCAAAGCUGAUUUUGUGAAGAAGAAGAUAAUGAUCUCUUUCGAAAAGAAGUCAAGUGAUUCUAGUCUACAGCUAAGUGAUAACUUUGAAGCUCUAAAUCUCCAAGCCCACAAGCCAAGCCGAGGGAACUCUAGUGAUGACCGUUCCUACAACCGUGGAAGAAGUCGUGGAUUCAGCAGAAGACCGUGGGUGCGAAGCAACAACUCUUGUCAUCGCUGUGGUGGCACAGGACAUUAUGCCAACGUCUGUCCAAGCUACAGUAACAACCGAGGUGUUUUUCUUCACGAGGACAUCCGAGCAACAAUCGUGGUUCAAGAGAUUCAGGCAACUUCAAUCGAGGGCAUGGAAGUUACCGCAGCUGAGGAUACAAUGCAAGAAGACCAAGCAGAGGUUUCAACCAAAGCAAUGCAGCUUCAACGUCUAGUGAUGAUUACUUCUACUCUCCAAACGAUGAAAAUACCUUGA
Bemisia tabaci is the source of this 984-nucleotide messenger RNA. The record is from RefSeq and is a predicted model, not a curated record. NCBI's taxonomy places the organism in Eukaryota, Metazoa, Arthropoda, Insecta, Hemiptera, Aleyrodidae.